This is a messenger RNA of Micromonas commoda, 1188 nucleotides long. RefSeq lists its product as hypothetical. The transcript has a single exon. The record is from RefSeq and is a predicted model, not a curated record. The coding region runs from base 1 to 1188 and encodes 395 amino acids. Lineage: Eukaryota; Viridiplantae; Chlorophyta; Mamiellophyceae; Mamiellales; Mamiellaceae.
AUGCCCCGGCUGCUGCUCGCCGCGGUCGUGCUCGCGAUACUCGCUCAACGCGCCUCGGCGCGCACCCGCGCAGCGCCCUCGCCCAUCGCAUCGCCGGGAGGACGCAUCGACGACGACUACGACGAGGACGACGGGUUCGACCUCGACGAGGACGCCUUCCUCUUCUUCGCCGACGAGGAGGAAACGUUCGACGCGGCUGCGGCGGCGAGGGAAGAGCCGGAGCAGGUGGACGUCAGCGGCGGGGGGCGCGUCGGGGAUGCGCUCCCCGCGGAGUCGUUCUGGCGCGCGGUCGCGGACGCGUUGGGGCUGGACAUGUUCGGCAACCCGCGACGGGCGAGCGCGUCGGCGGGUGGAAAAACUUCACGCGCGCGCGCGGGUAGGGCGCGCACGAGCUCCGCGGGUCCCAACGCCUUCUGCCUGAACGUCUCCGAACCGAGGUACUACGCCGCGCCCGCGCAGUGCGCGUGCGACUGCGCCGGGUGCAACUGCCGCCGCUACUACGCGUGCUGGGACUGCGAGGCGAACGGCGGGUGCCUCUCUCAAGCGACGUACCUCUGCGCGGAGGGAGACUUCAGCUACUUCAACGAAGAGCUUCAGGCUUGCGCGUGGGAACAGCCCAGGCCUCUGCCGUACGGGUGCCCGCCCAGGCCUCCGGGGCCGCCGAAACCGCCGCGGCCGCCGCGGCCGCCCGCGGGUCCUCCCAGGCCGGAGAGGCCGCCGCCGCUGCCGGGAUUCCCGUCGCAACCGCCCCGGCCCGUCGGUCCCACGUUUACGCCCCAGCCCGGUCAGUUCCCGGGGGGUCAGUUCCCAGGGGGUCAGUUUCCCGGUCAGUUCCCGGGGCAACAGCCGGGCCAGUUUCCCGGUCAGUUUCCCGGGCAACAGCCGGGCCAGUUUCCCGGGCAACAGCCUGGACAGUUUCCCGGGCAACAGCCUGGACAGUUCCAGCCGGGCGUCGGACAACAACCCCAAAAUCCGGGGCAACAGACGCAAGCCGGAUCGUGCUCGAGCAUUCCCCAGUGUAACUCGUGCCUGCAGACGUCCGAUCAGAGCGCGUUCGUGUGCUGCUGCGAUCUCGAGUGCACGAGCUGGAGCCCGAACCUACCGAACCAGCCGCCGGGUUUCCUCGGCUGCUGCAACGACUACAACCAGGUGUGCGCGCGUCAACAGGGUCGACGUCUUCGUCUCUAG